Messenger RNA from Ostreobium quekettii, 537 nucleotides. The record is from the annotation of a GenBank genome assembly. NCBI's taxonomy places the organism in Eukaryota, Viridiplantae, Chlorophyta, Ulvophyceae, Bryopsidales, Ostreobiaceae.
AUGGCGCUGCUGUGGACGUCAUGGAUCUGGACCACCACCGUGGGCCUCCUGUACGUUGGCCUCUCCCUGUCGACCUUCUCCAAAGUGUACCGCGCGGAGGUCGAGACCAAGAAGCCCGAGGGCGACCUGUGGUCCCUGCUGGUGGCGUCCAUCUUCGGCCCGUGCCUGGUCUUCAUUUACAGUGUCUUCUCGCUCUGCCUUCUGUCGUGGUUGACGCUUCGAAAGAAGAAGCGCAAGGCGGGCUUCUGGUACGGUUUCAUGACCAGUGCGUGCGCGAACUUGGGCCUCGUCGUGCUGCUGUGCUCGCUGGUGCUGCAAGGCUACAAACGCGAUGUGGUCAGCCUGUUCCAAAAGGACGGGGGCGUGCACUGGUCGGGGGUGGACACUGCAGUCUUCGAAACCACCUUCAUUGUGGGCUACGUGGCCUCUGGCUUCUACAUCAUACUGGGCGGCAUUCUCUACUAUGGGAGGUCGCUGAUGAGUUGGCGGGACGUGGAGAACCAGGGAGAAGGGGAGCAGCACCUCCUCGGGAGUUAG